Dendrobium catenatum is the source of this 912-nucleotide messenger RNA. RefSeq names its product probable ubiquitin-conjugating enzyme E2 18. The transcript is spliced from 6 exons. The record is from RefSeq and is a predicted model, not a curated record. The coding region runs from base 126 to 611 and encodes 161 amino acids. Lineage: Eukaryota; Viridiplantae; Streptophyta; Magnoliopsida; Asparagales; Orchidaceae.
AUAAAGGCGAGAUUGAUGCAAGUAGACCCUCGUAGUUAAUAGAAGGAAGACGGUCCUCUCAAUUCUCCUAUAGUAGAAACCCCGUCUCCUAACACAAAGCUGCCUCCUGCUCCUUCUCAAGAAGCAUGACCAGCUCCUCGGCUUCCCCUCGCAAGGCACUGAGCAAAAUCGCAUGCAACCGACUGCAGAAGGAACUGGUUGAAUGGCAGGUCAACCCGCCCGCGGGCUUCAAGCACAGAGUCACCGAUAAUCUUCAGAGGUGGAUCAUUGAUGUCAUUGGUGCGGCCGGCACACUGUAUGCUAACGAGACCUAUCAGCUUCAGGUCGAUUUUCCGGAGCAUUACCCAAUGGAGGCGCCGCAGGUUAUUUUUGUUCCUCCUGCGCCUUUGCAUCCUCACAUUUAUAGCAAUGGUCAUAUCUGCUUAGAUAUUUUGUACGAUUCAUGGUCUCCAGCAAUGACUGUAAGUUCCGUCUGCAUUAGCAUUCUAUCCAUGCUAUCAAGCUCCACGGUUAAGCAACGCCCAGAAGACAAUGACCGCUAUGUGAAGAACUGCAAGAAUGGCAGAUCUCCUAAGGAGACAAGAUGGUGGUUUCAUGAUGACAAAGUGUAAGAAUCCCAUGACCUUUCUCACAUCCCCUUCUUCAUGGCUGUAGCAUGCUCCUCCAUUUAUGCUUGAAAAUUGGACUGUGAAAGUGAUUCUGAUCAAGCGAUUAUGUGCUACUACUGCAUCAUUGCCGGACUCUGUUUUAUUUGUAAAGAAAACAGUAAUUUUAUCGAUUUCAAGCAAGAAAAACAGUAACUGUAUCGAUCUCUCAAGUAUAUUAUAGUAAUCUGUAAAUGAAGUCAUCAAGAAUUCUGGGAGCUUAGCUUGUUUAUCCAGUUCAAUUGCUAGCGUCAUUGAUGCAUUUCAU